GCUGCCAUAUGAUGCCCGCAUAAAAAUACCAUACAGCCUACAAAUACUACCAAAUACUGUGGAAGUAAUUUGUAACCGACUGCUUUCAGUACUAAACAGAUCUUUGUUAUACAUACCAACUCUAUAGGAAUAAAGACUUUAAAGAAGUUGUCCAGUGGCUCAGGCUACGAUAUGACCUUAUGAUUUCCUGCUUGCCUUUCACCUUAUCUACGACAGAGGCGCCCUAAGUUUUUGAUCAGCUAUACUCUACCCAGCACAGAUGUGUAAGAACUGGAAGAACAUGUUGACUUCAAAAUCUUACAUCAUUGGAGCCCUGAUAAUAUUUAUUAUCUUUCUCAUAGGAUUUUGCAUGCAGUACUCAAAACAAGCGCUUCUGUCUAAGCAAGAACCGACCGUUGAUUGGUCACGGAAGGUGGCAGAGAAGGGGAUAGAGCUGGCGCACUGUGAGAGGAAGUUGCUUUUAAACAGUGGGAAUAAGAGAAGAAUGGCUCUCAAUGUCCUCACUCCCUGGCUUGCCCCAAUCAUCUGGGAUGGAACAUUCAACAUUAGCACUUUAGAUACCCAGCACAAUGGUACAAGAAUUGGACUGUUUGUAUUUGCUGUCAAAAAGUAUAUCAGGUUUCUUCUUCCACUCUUGGAGUCUGCCGAGCGUUACUUCAUGGUUGGUCACAAAGUUACAUACUAUGUAUUCACUGACAAGGUCAAUGAAGUAGUUAAACCCAAAAUGGCUGAAGGUCGCAUACUACAACUGCACAAUGUGAUUGCUGACCAACGCUGGGAAGAUGUGUCAAUGAGAAGAAUGGAGAUCCUUACUAUCUUUACUAAGACGCAGAUGCCAAAGGAGAUAGAUUAUCUUGUGUGUACUGACGUAGAUAUGGUAUUCAAUGAUCACGUAGGAGUCGAAAUACUUGGAGACUUGGUUGCUACAAUCCACCCAGGAUAUUUUCUUGCUGAACUAGAGGAAUUUCCUUAUGAGCAUAGACCAAUUUCUGCAGCAUACAUUCCAUAUGGGCACGGAGACUUCUAUUACAUGGCUGCUCUGUAUGGUGGAAAAGUAGAAGAAAUUUACAAACUCAGUGUGUCGUGCCAUGAGGGUAUUGAGGAGGACAAAAAAAAGAAUAUUGAAGCUGCGUGGCAAGAAGAAUCUCAUCUGAACAGAUAUCUGGUGUACAAUAAACCAACCAAAGUACUUUCACCUGAAUACAUCUGGAACCAUGACCUACCUAAUGGUGACUUAAUCAAGAAGAGGCGGUUCUUAGCUGUGGCCAAAAACCACCAAGAAGUGAGAAACUAAAAUGCUGUAAAUAUAAAAUAUCAUCCAUGAAAAAUUUCACAUGUUCCACUAGUUAAGAACUCAAAGCAAUUCUUGCUUUAUAUGUAUGUGCUAAGUGGUGUUUAAUGGCAUGGCCUUAAAAGGGGUACUCCGCUGCCCCAGCGUUUGGAACAUUUUGGUCCGAACUCUGGAGGGCUCGUGAUGUCACAGCCAUGCCCCUCGUGCGGCCCCGCCCCUUCCCAUAGACUUACAUUGAGGGGGUGUGGUGUGACAUCACAAGGGACCCAGCUGCAGGACCUCCGCGAUCAGACAUCUUUUCCCUAUCCUUUGGGGAUAAGAUGUCUAGUGGCAGAGUAGCCCUUUAAGGACAUUGGGCUUUACUUCAUGAUCAGCUGGUAUUGACUGAUCCUUUGUUUAAAUAUAUAUUUUUAUGUCUCUAUCACCCAUAUUUCACUUAAAAAUAGCAUAUUAAACCUGCUCAUUGUC
Hyla sarda is the source of this 1759-nucleotide messenger RNA. Its product is annotated as histo-blood group ABO system transferase 2-like. Gene Ontology annotation, biological process: carbohydrate metabolic process. Gene Ontology annotation, cellular component: vesicle; Golgi apparatus; membrane. NCBI's taxonomy places the organism in Eukaryota, Metazoa, Chordata, Amphibia, Anura, Hylidae. Bases 260 to 1294 code for a protein of 344 amino acids. The record is from RefSeq and is a predicted model, not a curated record. The transcript has 6 exons. Gene Ontology annotation, molecular function: hexosyltransferase activity.